UGUAUUUUUAUCCGGCUUAGUACCUGCCUUCUAAUUGUAAUAAUUAUAAUCACCCGUUCUCCUAUCCUGAUAGCAAAUUUCGUUCAAAGGGAUAUGGCGACAUCUUUAACACAUCUCUUCUCUAAAGAUCGGACCUUUCGACCCAAGAAGAAAUGGGAUGAAGGAACUCUACGGCAUGGCCUUCACAAGCAAGCGAAAGCAACAUUACAGUCAGGUCUUGAUCUAAAACAAUGUGUCAAGUUACCACCGAAUGAAACAUUAGAGGACUGGAUUGCAGUUCAUGUUGUUGAUUUUUUCAAUCGAGUCAAUUUAAUUUAUGGGACUGUGUCAGAGUUUUGCACCUCGGAAACUUGUCCAGUGAUGUCUGGUGGUCCUAAAUAUGAAUAUCAUUGGGCAGAUGGCAGCAAAAACAAGAAACCUAGAGCAGUGUCUGCUCCAGAAUACAUGGAACUUUUAAUGAAUUGGAUAGAAACUUUGGUGAAUAAUCCAGAUAUCUUCCCACCAGAUGACAGUAUACCAUUUCCAAAAGCCUUCCUACCUACAUGUAAGAAAGUGCUAACAAGAUUGUUUAGAGUAUUCGUUCAUGUGUAUAUUCACCAUUUUGAAAAGCUGGGGAUCAAAGGAGCAGAAGCCCAUGUCAAUCAAUGUUACAAGCAUUUCUAUUUCUUUGUAACUGAAUUCAGUCUUGUGGAUAAAAAGGAAUUGGAACCAUUAAAAGAAAUGACUUUACGAUUAUGCAAUUAAAAUAAUUAGAAGUUCAUGAUUAGAAGUUCAUGGUAAAGCAGGGACUCCUGUUAUUUUAUUCUGGUUGUAUUUCUAAUUAUUGAGUAUUUUUGUAGUCAUCACAAACCUGGUACUAUUGAGGAGAAUUAAGUUAAUUUUUAGCAAACAAUACUAAUGCAAGUUAAUACAGACCAUCUGAUUAAACUUUCGAAUGCCAAUGCUGCAUUCCUUUUGACAAGAACAUUUAGUUGGCAUCAAUAUAAUAUCAUACUGACACGUAUGUUUUUUGGUAUGUUAUUUGGAAAUUGUUCACAAUAAGAACUAACCCUGGGUUAAUUUUUUAUUGGCUAUUGAUGUUGAUAUAUUUUGCAGACGUGGGUGUUAAUCUCAAAACUUUACUAAAUGAAACUUUUCCUCCAUUCCAAAAAAAUAUCCGGAAAAAUAUAUCAACUUCUGUCCUCAUGAACAUGCUGUUGGAAAAUAUUAAUAUGAAUAUUUUAUCCCAGGAUUAGGCUGAUGAUCAGUUUCUAAACAACUAGCAACACAGUAGGCAAACAUAAAGCCGUAAUGGGAGAACAUUAUGAUAUUCUGUAUUGUGUCGAUAAUUUAACACUUGACUGUGUAUCAUUUUUUGAAACAUGAAUCACUGUGCAUGUAGUUUUUGAAAUCAUAUAUAUGCAUACACUGAACAUAUUGUAUUAAUUAAUAUUUUUUAUGUUAAAGCUGAAAUCCAAUGCAUUAUAUA
This is a messenger RNA of Dendronephthya gigantea, 1468 nucleotides long. Its product is annotated as MOB kinase activator 3B-like. The transcript is spliced from 9 exons. NCBI's taxonomy places the organism in Eukaryota, Metazoa, Cnidaria, Anthozoa, Malacalcyonacea, Nephtheidae. The record is from RefSeq and is a predicted model, not a curated record. Bases 94 to 744 code for a protein of 216 amino acids. Gene Ontology annotation, biological process: positive regulation of protein phosphorylation; signal transduction. Gene Ontology annotation, molecular function: protein kinase activator activity. Gene Ontology annotation, cellular component: cytoplasm; nucleus.